Chinchilla lanigera (long-tailed chinchilla) is the source of this 2108-nucleotide messenger RNA. It is a transcript of the gene Pih1d2, whose product is annotated as PIH1 domain containing 2. Gene Ontology annotation, cellular component: cytoplasm; ribonucleoprotein complex; R2TP complex. NCBI's taxonomy places the organism in Eukaryota, Metazoa, Chordata, Mammalia, Rodentia, Chinchillidae. The coding region runs from base 124 to 1107 and encodes 327 amino acids. The transcript has 6 exons. Gene Ontology annotation, biological process: box C/D snoRNP assembly; rRNA processing. The record is from RefSeq and is a predicted model, not a curated record.
UUCUCGUGGAGCUUUUCGGACCCAAUUAAGUGUGGUACCCAGUCUGGUUACCCGGGUAACAGACGUCGCGGUUUGUCUGGGAACGGAAAGAAGAGGUUUCAGAGGCCUGUUUCAUCGUUAGUCAUGGAGACGUCCCGAAAGGGUCUGCUCACCCAGAUUACUCAGUUCUGGAACCUCCUAGAUGAUCUGGCUGAAAGUGACCCCGAACGCUAUAAAAACUUCAUUGAACAGGAGCUGCAAGAGGGGAAACAACUCUGUGCUGGCCCAGAGCCAGAGCUCUGUCUACAGACCAGGAUUGUGAAACCAAAAGAAAAAAUACUUUUUAUCAACCUGUGUCAGUGGAAAAGGAUUCCCACUCCCCAGUCAGCCAUGCAUCCAGUACCUCUAAGUGUUGGCAGGCCACAAGACAUCUCUGAGACAUCAGAGGAGUACACAGUAAUUGACGUUGCCUGCAACCCUGAGGUUCUUCAAGCAACAGAAAAGGACCGAGUGAGAAAAGAUCAGUUAAUAAAGAUGGCUGUGAAAUGCAUUGAGGAGCAAUUCCAACUCACUCUCUCACACUCUUACCAUAUUACUGAUUGUAAAAUAAAAGGAAGCAUUCAAAGAAUGAGACAAAAUCUGAUGGGAAUCCAAACUGAUGUCGCAGAUCUAAGACAGAAAGUAAGAAAGGAGCACAGCCUGGAACAGUUAAGCAGCAGCACCGUGAGCAGUUCAGAUCACUUUCCUCAGCUGCUACUGCCAAAAGACCAAGUUUUAAGCAAAGCAGGAUGUCUGAUAGAAGAGAUUUCUAGUACUGAAAUCCAAGAGGAGAGGCAGAUACCAGUCUAUGAAUUAAAAUUUUUGAAGGAUCAGCAUGAAAAACCUUUGAAAAUUGAAUUGAAAGUUGACUUACCUGGUAUUAACGAAGUCUCUCUCUGUGACCUUAGUGUUUCUGAGGUCAUCACAGGAAGCCACUUGGCAUGGAUGUAUAAUUCCCUUACAGAGAAAGAACAGUUGGGAACAGUCCUGCAGUCUACCCGUGUAUCCUUGUGGUCACCGGUCCUUGCUUCUUUCUUCAAGGAAAACACCUCUAAUCACAGUACCAAUGCUCCAAAAUACAGGAUUUAGUUAUUCAUAUGUGGUCUGUGGUUUGUUCCUCUUAACUACAGACCAAUGACAUGCCGAGUUAUCUACCCGCUGAACUCCAUCCACCAUAGUACGGAAUGGAGACAGAUGAUAACUGUAAUUAAUAGUCUCAUUUGAGAAAUGAGAAAAACAUGAGGAACACUGGUUACUGGUGCACACGCCUUCUGAACUCACUAGGCAAGCCCUGUGAGGUCCCCUUGUGUGGAGGUGGAGGAUAUUUUUGCUCAUUUGAAGGGUCCUUCACUACCUACCUUCCUCGUCUAUUUUCACAACCUCCAGCUCCAUUCUUUCAGAGGUUAUUUUCUUCUUCCAGUAGCAGCUCUGGCCACAUCAGACAGUAGUGAAUACAGUAGAAUUAGCAUUUUCUUGCACAUGGAAUAUUUUAAGUCAUUCUUAUUUUUCUGUGACUCUAGUCAGUGCUGUGCUCACUUUGGCUUGCUUGUGUCUCAAGAGUUGCCUGUUUCAUUAGACUUAAUUACUGUCAUUCUAGCCAAACCUAAGAAUUUACUAAAGUGUACCUUCAUCCAUUCAGAGGUUUUCAUGAAGGGCAUAAAGACCUGUGAUUUAAUAUUAACAGUCUCUAGACUUUGCUAAUAAGAAUCAUUUCUCAGUUUUACCCUUUACCCACAGAAAAUACAGUUCCAUGGUUCAGCCUUUCAGGCUUACAAUUUGGGGGCUCCAUCUAUUUCCUUUCAGUUCUGCUUGACAACUGGGCAGUUUUCUAAAUUCACUUUUCUAAGUUUCCUUGGCGUUUGCUGGUUUACGCUGAGGACAAUACCAUGUAAUUCAGGAAUGACAUCAUACUACUUUUGGUACUGUAUCAGUUAACAUCUUAUAUGAGCAACAAUCACAAUCUAAAAUUUUCAGGAAUUUACAACUGUACUUUUAAUGCUCAUUGCAAACCACAGAGCAACAAAUGGUAUCCUCCCCUUAAGUGAUCCAAGAGCACGAACACUGACCAAGAAAUACUUUCAUCUCUUAAA